UGCUAUUGCUAUACGCACCACGGACGGUAUCCGAUAUCCAUACCCACAUUCUAUACCUGCCGCACGUGGAACCGGUCAGAAUUCUUCUUCGUAAAUAUUACGUUGCUGGGUAUUUAUAAGACACAAUUACUUACUAUAGUGUAAUUCAUUAUUGGCUUAAUUCGAAAGUACAUGCGUAGAACAUUAUUAUCCGUUGAUCUAUUUGUUGGUAUAGUUUUUAACAGACUUUCUAGAGGUUAACAUCGUUCAGUGUUAUGUGACCCCACAGGCUCAUUUGAGAUUAAAGUUUGAAUGGUCAUAGAUUCAUGCAAACCAGAUGAAUCAAUCACAUAGAGAAUGUUAAUACGGCAGAACUGCAAAGCACAUGCCGAUUCAGUCAGCACAUUAAAUCUCAGAUAGGACAUAAUCCGUUAACAUUGUAUUAAGAUCAGGCGGCAAAAAUUACAACGAUCUGAGAAGCUUCGAUUCAGUCUACUUCUGAAUCAGUGUCACUAGCAUUACCCAAAAUAAGCAAAAAUGGUGAAGCAAGUAGCUCAUGAAUCUCCCAGUGAAUUGCAACUGAUGUCGCCAAAUGAAGAGGAGAAACCUCUACCAGGGGACCAAGCAUCUGAUGGCACAAAAGUACAAAUGAAAAAACAGCUUGGAUUGAUGGAAGGAGUUGCUAUCAUAUUAGGAAUCAUAUUUGGCUCAGGUAUUUUCGUAUCACCAAAGGGUGUAAUUCAAGAAGUGGGCAGUGUCGGAUUGUCCCUUAUCAUUUGGGUUUUUUGUGGUCUCCUCUCUAUGGUGGGAGCAUUAUGUUACGCAGAAUUAGGUACAAGUAUACCUCUCAGUGGUGGUGAUUAUGCCUAUAUUCAUGCAGCGUUUGGCGCGUUGCCAUCAUUUUUGUACCUGUGGGCAGCAAAUUUAAUAUUCGUACCCACAACAAAUGCCAUCAUGAGUCUCACAUUUGCCCAAUAUGUUUUGCAACCAUUUUUUCCAAACUGUGUGAUUCCGGAUGGUGGUGUAAGACUCAUUGCCGCACUAACCAUUUGUUUAUUGACAUUUAUCAAUUGCUACGAUGUUAAAGAGACGUCAAUAAUGCAAAAUGUAUUCAUGUUUGCUAAGGUUACGGCAUUAGUUGUUAUCAUUAUCACUGGAUUGACCUGGUUAGCAUUAGGACACACAGAAAAUUUCGAAAGCCCUUUCGAAGAUACCACUGCAGAUCCUGGAAAAAUCGCAGUUGCGUUUUGUUCUGGCAUAUUUUCUUAUUCGGGCUGGAACUACUUGAAUUUUAUGACUGAAGAAUUGAAAAAUCCAUAUGUAAACUUACCUCGUGCCAUCUAUAUAUCUCUACCAUUAGUCACUUCCAUCUAUGUUCUUGCCAACGUCGCUUAUUUAGCAGUCCUGACGCCAACUGUGAUGAUUUCCUCCUAUGCUAUUGCAGUGACUUUUGGGAAUCAAAUGCUGGGAGUAAUGUCUUGGAUCAUACCUGUGAUGGUAGCAAUUUCUGCUUUUGGUGGGUUGAGUGUACAUAUCAUGACGUCGUCUCGAAUGUGUUUUGUGGGAGCUCGAAAUGGUCAUUUUCCAGCAAUGUUAAGUCACAUCAGUGUUACUAAGUUGACGCCUACACCAGCUUUAGUGUUCCUGUGCCUUCUGUCUCUAUGUAUGCUUUGUACAACUGAUGUAUUUGUGCUCAUCACUUACUGCAGUAUUGUGGAAACAUUUUUCAUAAUGCUCUCUGUUAUCGGUAUUCUAUGGCUGAGAUACAAGAGACCAAAUAUGGAAAGACCAAUUAAGGUGGCGUUAUGGGUACCUGUGACUUUUGUGUUGGUCUGUGCUUUUCUUAUUCUUGUAUCUUUUUGGGAGGCGCCGUUUGCUGUAGGCAUGGGCGUUUUGAUUACGCUGUCUGGUGUCCCUGCUUACUAUGUUGGUGUUGUAUGGAAGAACAAGCCACAGUCAUUUCAGCAUCUUAAUGAUAAAAUUACACGUACAGUUCAAAAGUUAUUCAUAUCUGCACGGGAAGAAAGGGAUGACUAACGCUUGUGCCAUACCGAUAUAUUUAAAACUACGAUAUUGAUCGACAAUAUAGCUCUCAAAAGUUGCCUGGGGUUUGAUCAUUGAGUUUUAUAUUUAUGAUGAAGAUUCUUCUAUUGUCUGUUACAUUGUUACCUCAUCAUUCAACUUGUGGAUCGCGUUUCUCAAAAUACAGUUAUGACAAAACUUGACAUGAAAUUUGAACUUGAUGAAAACGGGUAAUAAGUAACAUAAUGAUGCGAUAUGAAGAGGUUCUUUUUUGAAAUAGAAUAGCGAAGUCAAGAUUAUUUUCUUUUGAUUAAAUCAAAAAUUGAAAAAUCGUACUAUAUUCAUAACUAAUGCCAAAUAUUUUGUUCUCAAUUUUUUUUGUUUUUGUUCCUUUUAGUUUAUUAUUAAAGAAAAACGAGAAACCUCGGAAUUACGUAUAAUAUAAAACAUUUGCGCUUACGAUGAAAUAUUAGUGAUGUUAUAUGAUCAGAUAUACUAUAUGGCAGAUGUAUUUUUUGUAUAUUUGUCAAUUUGUAAAGACAAGAUAUUUUCAUGUUGAUCAUGAAAUUAAUUAUAACGUGUUAUAUGUUUCAUUGCUAAUUCCGUGGUGAAUAGUGAAGAAAUAUGUGAACUAAUUUGCAGUUGCUACCUAAUUUAUCUGUUUACAUACGAGGAAAAAAACUAUGAAUUAUUUGAAAAAAUGAUUUCGUAAUCUAACUAUGCUGUAUUUUUGAAAAUUAAGUCCAUCAGUAUUUUGUUCACCUGUGCUAGAAAGCUUGUAGAUGUGCAUGAACGAAACUAAGAAGCAGCGUACUUGUGAAAUAAUAUCAAACAAAUGAAUAAGUACAAAUGUACAGCUUGAUCUAUUUCAUUGGGGAAAACGCCUUUGCUUCUCUAUAGAAGCAAAGGCGAGAGCUUUGCGAAUCUAUUGUUCACAUAAACGAAUUUUGUUGAUCUUAUGUGACUGGAUAAGACACAAAUAUUCUUGCUCAUCUCAAAAGAGGACGCAGAAAUUGAGCUUCAGUUACAUUUUCGAAUUUGGAGCAUGUGGUUCAAUUUAUAGCAUAGUAUUUAUUAAUUUGAAACUCAUACCAAACUUUUCCACAUUUCUAUUCAUUAGGUACCUACAAAAAAUUACUUAUGUGCAGAACUAUAUAUAUGUAUAUGUAUUUAUUUCAGUAUUGUAUUUUCAUGUGAUUUAAUAUCAACAAAUGUGCAGAGUUUUUUCUUGCUGAUUCAGACUGCUAAUUUCAGUCUCUGGCAGUAUUUUAUACUUGUAGUAAAGUCGCAUUCAUGUUUGGAGUGGUUUGUACAAGUUUAUAAUAAAAAAAAAUCUCUACUA
Messenger RNA from Athalia rosae (coleseed sawfly), 3343 nucleotides. RefSeq names its product Y+L amino acid transporter 2 (gene gb). The coding region runs from base 517 to 2016 and encodes 499 amino acids. NCBI's taxonomy places the organism in Eukaryota, Metazoa, Arthropoda, Insecta, Hymenoptera, Athaliidae. Gene Ontology annotation, biological process: amino acid transmembrane transport. Gene Ontology annotation, cellular component: membrane. Gene Ontology annotation, molecular function: L-amino acid transmembrane transporter activity. The record is from RefSeq and is a predicted model, not a curated record. The transcript has 12 exons.